Molecule: messenger RNA, 1003 nt
Organism: Aspergillus heteromorphus CBS 117.55
Lineage: Eukaryota; Fungi; Ascomycota; Eurotiomycetes; Eurotiales; Aspergillaceae
Exons: 2
Coding region: 44-595 (183 amino acids)
Source: RefSeq, a predicted model, not a curated record
AAAGAAAGAAAGAAAGAAAGAAAGAAAGAAAGACCCUCCCAAAAUGUCCUUCUCCAACCUCAUCUCCUCCGCCCUCUCCUCCGAACUCGGCGACUUCACCUCCGCCCAAACCCACGCCCAGAACAACCACUCCUCGACCGACCCCUCGCUGUUCUCCUCCGCGCUGUCCUUCCUCUCCGAGCGCAAGUCCCAGAUCGCCGAGCAAUCCGACGACAUCGACGAGGAGCAUCUCGUGCAAUCCCACCAAGCCCUUUACAACGGUGGUGGCAGCGGUGGAUAUGGUGGUGAGCAGCAACAGCAACAACAGCAACAGCACGACAGCAGCUCCCUCGGCGCGGGAGCCGCGAUGCAAGCGCUGAAGAUGUUCUCGUCGGGCGGGGGAAGCGGCGACAAGAAUGAGUUUAUUGGGAUGGCGAUGGCGCAGGCCGGGAAGCUGUGGGAGGAGAAUGCGGGGGGGGGCAAUGUGUCCGGCUCCAAGCAAUCGGCCAUCAACUCGGCCGCGGAGAUGGCGUUUAAGAUGUACCUGAAGGGGAGCGGGUCGAGUGGCACGGGCGGUCCGGCGGGGUUGAUGAGUUUGGCGAGUAAGUUUUUGUAAACUUCUCAACUUCUCAACUUUUCUCCUCAACUUCGUUCGACCUUGGUUUGAGCUUGAGACUUGAGUUUUGGACGUGAGACUUAAGACGAAGCAAGGUUAGGUUGAGUCUUUGGAUGAGAGGAGGGUUGAAUUGGUGGAUUUGAAUGGAUAGGCUGUGUAUAUGCGUGGAUGUUUACGAGGGGGGGUGGUUGUUUGAUAUUUAUACUCUGGUUCAUGAGCAUAUUCUUGAUAUUGUUCAUACUAUGGGGUUGCACGUACAAUCUGUCUAUUUAUCAUGAUCAUGAUCACGACUUACUCUCCAUCUACAUCGAGUAUGUAUAUACAUCUAGUCUUAUUCUCGUCUCACGCUACAUACAUGUAUGAGUUCUCUAUCGCUCGCUGUCUGUGAUCGGCCGUCUUCACCACUCA